ACCUGAACCCUUAUCCCUUAUGCAAAUACAGCUGUGUCAAUUCCAAGCCCAUUUGUGUGGAAAAGGGUGAGGACCCAGUUGAAAUAAUGUUGCAAGUUCGCUAUAGCUAGACAGAGAGAGAGGCAGACAGGCAGAAGAUAUAUUUUAAUGCUAUUGCCUGAACCAAUUGCGAUGCUUCGCAAAUGUGAUGCAGAGGAUAUUUAUUUUCGUCAGGAUAUUUUAUUCUUCAAAUGUAAUUUCGGAUCUGGAUGGUAUUUCACACAUUUUCAGACAUAUCCCAGGUCCGUGGCUACAAAGCGUGAUCCGACCCAGGAUCUGAGGGUCAACUACAGAAUUUUGGAUCCAACCUGUUCAGAUACUGAGUUGGAUCUCGGGUAAUCGGGUUCAGGUAUAUCAGUGAAGACAUUUACACUGCACAUUGAUCUGGUACUGGUACGCCCUGUAUAUAUUCGGCGCAUGUGACAUAUAAAAUGUGAUUUGAUUUGACAGAAACACAGAACCAAGCAUAGUCUUGUUUAGACUGUGUUGGGAGCCAUGUUCGUGUAUGUACCCCAUCAGCCUUUAACCCAAACUAGCAGCAUACCACCUUGCAUCCCACUGCUGGCUUACCUCUGAAGUUAAGCAGGGUUAGUUCUGGAUGGGAGACCAGAUGCUGCUGGAUGUGGUGUAGGAGGCACUCUUUCCUAAGGUGUAAAAAUAUGUCAUAGGGCAGUGAUUGGGAACAUUUCCCUGUGUAGGGUGCUGUCUUUUGGAUGGGAUGUUGAACGCGUGUCCUGACUCUCCGUGGUCACUAAAGAUCCCAUGGCACUUAUUGUAAGAAUAGGGAUGUUAACCCUGGUGUCCUGGCAGAAUUCCAAAUCUGGCCACCUAAUCACCCCCAGCUUCCAAUUGGCUCAUUCAUCCUCCCUCUGACCUGUAACUAUUCCCUACGUUGUUGCUAUAAAUGAGAAUGUGUUCUCAGUCAACUUACCUGGUUAAAUAAAAAACAUGUGUAUGGAGUUGUUAGAUCCUCAUUGAGUUUUCCUUGUCGACUGCCAAUGCGUGUCCCAGAGAAGGCCACUACCACAGUAACAACACAUUCUGCUUGACCAACUUAGCUCUGUGUGUUUUAUGAAUUCUAGAGAGUUGUAGAGGUGAUUUUACUAUUGAUCUCAAUAUCUGAUAAAGAUUUACUGGGCAUUUGAAAUGGUGCACUGUUGUCAAACAUCAAACGUAUUUUUUGUGAAACACUCAGAAUGAUCUUUCAAUUUUUCAAAGUAUCUUGGAACUAAUGCUGAUCUUAUGGCACCAGACACUGACAGUCAGAUCCAGGGCUUCCUUCACCAGCAACAUCACUGCUGCUGAUGAUGAAAGGUCCUGUUUGUCAGGAUUGUGGGAGAGGUUACACUGAAGCAGAGGGUGACAGCCCUACCACCUUGGGCUGCGGUUACACUGAAGCAGAGAGAGAGAGAGUCCUACCACCUUGGGCUGAAGUUACACUGAAGCAGAGGGAGACAGCCCUACCACCUUGGGCUGUUACACUGAAGCAGAGGGAGAGAGUUCUACCACCUUGGGUAGUUACACUGAAGCAGAGUGAGAGAGUCCUACCACCUUGGGCUGUUACACUGAAGCAGAGGGAGAGAGUCCUACCACAUUGGGCUGAGGUUACACUGAAGCAGAGGGAGAGAGUCCUACCACCUUGGGUAGUUACACUGAAGCAGAGGGAGGGAGUGCUACCACCUUGGGCUGAGGUUGCACUGUAGCAGAGGGAGAGAGCCCUACCACAUUGGGCUGGAGCAGAGCUCGCCUACGGGUCCACAGGCUUUAUCUGAAGCACCCCAGUGAGGGAUGAAUAGCCCAGCAGAGAGGGGAAGAGGAUGGAGGAGAGGAUGGGGAGGAGGGAAGAUGGGAAAGGAAAUGAUAAGUGGGAGGAGGAGAGCAGGGGAGAGCGAGAAGAGGAGGUGUGAGAGGUAAGUGGAGAUGAAAGAUAUGCGUUCUGAGUAAAAUGCAGCAGUUUGCAUGAGAAAGCAACCCUUUUGAGUUCUAGAUAGCACCUUUUUUUCUUCUAAAAGUGUAUAAGGAAUAGCCUGCUGUCCACUCUUACUCACUUCUGCUUUCUGAGCAUCACUUUGGGCAGUCUCAUUGGAAUGAGUUAGGUACAUAACAUUCCCCAAAUCAUAGAGAGAGAGUGUGUCAACUGAAACAGUGUAAAAUUAAUAGAAAAACAAUAAAUAGGAAGGGCUAUCAUCUCCCCUCACUGCCUCCUCCUCCCUCUCUUUCUGAGUUUUAAAGUCUCCUCCCUCUUCAGAGAAUGGGAGUAUGAGGGAUUGCUUCAGUCGUCUUAAGAGAACAUAUACGCACAUCUACCAUUCUCUGUGUGCCCGUCUCUCUCACUCCAUCUCUCCUCCCUUCUCUGCCUUCUUGCCGGACCCACUGCUGCUCCCUGCCUGACCAGGCUGAGGAUAACCCUGAGCAUCGUCAGGAAUAGGAGUUUGUCUAAAGAAGGAACAUCUACACUGGUGAAGGAUGCAGCGGAUCCGGGAGGGCAUCCACAUAAGGACCAUGAAGGCCAAAAGGAAAGUGGAGGACAUCUCUAAAGAAGAUGUCCAGGCAUUCUUCAAGAAGCACGCCUUCGUGCUCUUUACUGUAGCUGCCGUCAUUGUAGGUAUAAUCUUAGGCUUUGCACUGCGUCCCUAUAAAAUGACCUACCGAGAGGUGAAGUACUUCUCUUUCCCCGGAGAGCUGCUGAUGAGGAUGCUACAGAUGCUGGUGCUUCCCCUGCUAGUAUCCAGUCUAAUCACAGGCAUGGCAGCACUGGACAGUAAGGCUUCAGGAAAGAUGGGCAUGCGAGCUGUGGUGUAUUACAUGACCACCACCAUUAUCGCUGUCAUCAUAGGCAUCAUCGUGGUGCUCAUCAUCCACCCUGGGAAAGGAUCUAAGGAUGAGUUCAUGAAACAGUCGAAGAUAGAGGACAUCAGCCCUGCCGACGCCUUCCUGGAUCUCAUCAGAAACAUGUUUCCACCAAACAUGGUCCAAGCCUGCACACAACAGUUCAAAACCAAAUACGGGAAGCGAAUUGUCCAUGUAACGGUGACGGUGAAUGACUCGGUCUUCAACCUGACCAACCUGACUGAGCAGAUUACCCGGGAGGAGGUGAUCCCUAUCCCAGGCACGGUGAACGGGGUCAACGCCCUGGGGCUGGUGGUCUUCUCCAUGUGCUUUGGCCUCAUCAUCGGCAACAUGAAGGAGCAGGGCCAGCCCCUCAGGGAUUUCUUCGACAGCCUCAAUGAGGCUAUCAUGAGACUGGUGGCAAUUAUCAUGUGGUAUGCACCAAUCGGCAUCAUGUUCCUCAUAUCGGGGAAGAUCGUGGAGAUGGAUGACAUCACUGAGAUGGGUGGUCAGCUGGCCAUGUACACCAUCACGGUGAUCAUAGGCCUGUCCAUCCACGCUUUCAUCAUCCUCCCCGGCCUGUACUUCGCCAUCACACGGCUGAACCCCUUCAUCUUCAUCAUGGGGCUGGUGGAGGCCCUCAUCACAGCCCUGGGAACCUCCUCCAGCUCAGCAACCCUUCCCAUCACCUUCAAGUGUCUGGAGGUAAACAACAAGGUGGAUAAGCGCAUCACGCGGUUUGUGUUGCCGGUCGGCGCAACCAUUAACAUGGAUGGAACAGCACUUUACGAGGCUCUGGCAGCUAUCUUCAUAGCUCAAGUUAACAACAUGGACAUGAACUUAGGUCAGAUCAUUACAAUCAGCAUCACAGCCACUGCAGCAAGUAUUGGAGCUGCUGGGAUACCACAGGCUGGACUGGUCACCAUGGUGAUUGUGUUGACCUCUGUUGGACUUCCCACUGAUGACAUCACCCUCAUCAUUGCAGUUGAUUGGUUCCUUGAUCGGCUGCGUACCACAACCAACGUCUUGGGUGACUCCAUUGGGGCUGGCAUUGUGGAAUUCCUAUCUCGACAGGAGCUGCAGGCCAAGGAUGUGGAGAUGGGGAACAUUGUGCUAGAGGAGAGGAAGAAACCAUACCAGCUCAUCUCUCAGGAAAACGACCACGAAAAUGCCAAACGUCCGAAAACUGAAAGCAAGAUGUAGAUCAACGCUCAAUAGUGCACACAAGCACACGCAAGCACACACACGGAAUGUUUUGGUUCAUUUUUGUUUUCAAUCUGUCAUAUUUGUCCAGUUAUUUUCACUCUACAACUUUUAAAAAUAUGUUUCUUUCUCUGAAGUUGCCCAAUCAAAUUACUUACAUCCGGCGCCUCUCUACUAGAUAGAUAGGCCACCUGUUUUAUGGUUUGUCUGGGUAUUUUUGUGUUGAGUUAAGUCAUGGCCUAGAAUAUGUAUAUGGUAUAAUGGUAUAAGUAAUGAGGAAAGUGAUAUGGGGUGUUGAUGUCCAAAAGGAAUUUUGUAAAAUUAUGAAAGGACAACCUAUGUUUGAAUGACUUCAAAAAAAGCAAAAGAGAACACAUUUGUAUAUAACUACCUUAAUUUUGGUGGACCCCAGGAAGAGAAGCUACUGCCUUGGCAGCAGCUAAUGGGGAUCCAUAAUAAAUACAAUUACAUUUUAUUUGCUACAACUAAUGAAAUUAGGCCCUAUGAGCUGUUUCUGGUGAAAAACAACCAACUUCCUAUCAUAAGCAGUAAUUUAAAUAACAAUCCCCAAGUGGUGUGUAUUUUUUUGUUGUUUUGAUUUGAUUAACUUUUAUCAUGCUGUCAAUAUUCCUGUUGCAUAUGACAACUCCAAUUGUAUUUUUACUUUAUUUUGAUUGAUCAAAUUCUUGAAGGUGGUGCUGUGAUGCUGACAAUAUGGUUAAAAUGAGAUGUAUCCAACAAUCGUCAUCACUAUAUAUGUAUCCAACAAUUGUUAUCACUAUAUAUUCCCUAUUUUGUAGCCAGCCCUAAGACAAACGAGUCUUUGAAAUAUCCUUCACUAUUUAGUACAUCAUUAUUUUAUCAUAGCAGGUGUUUAAUAUUUUUAAGGCUUUGUAGAGUGAUUGUAUGUCGAUAUAUGUGUAAAUUAACUAUAUAAUAUGGAUAGUUGUUUACUUGAAUAUGUCUUCUUUAAUCUCAAUUCAGAAAGAUAUUUGUUUUCAGGGCCGAAAUGCCACUCCAAUGCCUUGGUUAGUGAAAUCAAGGAACAUAGUUCGUGAUAAUUACAGUAUGUGUGAACUAACUCAAACGGAUUUAGAAAAUAUGUUAUUUUCUUUCUUUUUUUCUUUAAGUUUUGAGAUAUGAUGGUUCACUUUCCGUAAAGGCAACAUUUGUGGUGAAAAGGAACUAAAUGGACUGGUAGAUUUGUCUUUGGUGAAUAACAUUUUGAAUAAAAUGUAAAAAGGAA
This is a messenger RNA of Oncorhynchus nerka (sockeye salmon), 5317 nucleotides long. Its product is annotated as excitatory amino acid transporter 1-like. Gene Ontology annotation, biological process: L-aspartate import across plasma membrane; L-glutamate import across plasma membrane; D-aspartate import across plasma membrane. The record is from RefSeq and is a predicted model, not a curated record. The coding region runs from base 2506 to 4071 and encodes 521 amino acids. Gene Ontology annotation, cellular component: plasma membrane. Gene Ontology annotation, molecular function: glutamate:sodium symporter activity; L-glutamate transmembrane transporter activity; neutral L-amino acid transmembrane transporter activity. Lineage: Eukaryota; Metazoa; Chordata; Actinopteri; Salmoniformes; Salmonidae. The transcript is spliced from 10 exons.